AUGUCUGCCGGUCGCCCGCGCGCCACCCCGUCCGUCUGCGCCGACCUGCCCCCGCUCCCCUCCGCCUCCUUCGCGCUCUUCGCCAAGACACCCGCGCUCUUCCCCCCGCGCCCUCCGCACGCCCUCAGAUCCCGCGCUGCGCGCGUCGCCAUCUCCGCGCUGGCCGCUGUGGCGCUCGCCCUCGCCGCGCUAUGCCUCCUCCGCGGGUCCUCACCAGCGCCUCUCUCCCCGUCCCCUUCCGCCGCGUCCGCGCACCUUCUGCUCGCCAGCGAACAGCCCGCCGCUCCCUCCGCGCGCGGAUCCCCCGCGCGCUUCAUCCUCUACCGCAUGAUCGGGAACGACAUGCCGCCGCUGCAGUGCGACGGGCAGCUGUACCUGAACACUUUAUACGCGUUACAGCACGAGCCCAAGGACCUGCCGGAGCUGCGGCGCGUGUGGGUGAUGAACAAGAUGCUGAACGACUCGGAGGAGGCGCGAAUCACGGCCGCCAUUCUCGCCCACGGGUAUCCCGAGGAGGUGCGCGCGGGGCAUCGGCAUGUG
This is a messenger RNA of Closterium sp. Naga37s-1, 540 nucleotides long. The record is from the annotation of a GenBank genome assembly. Lineage: Eukaryota; Viridiplantae; Streptophyta; Zygnematophyceae; Desmidiales; Closteriaceae.